Molecule: messenger RNA, 3135 nt
Organism: Cucumis melo (muskmelon)
Lineage: Eukaryota; Viridiplantae; Streptophyta; Magnoliopsida; Cucurbitales; Cucurbitaceae
Product: serine/threonine-protein kinase/endoribonuclease IRE1a-like
Exons: 7
Coding region: 259-3006 (915 amino acids)
Biological process (GO): mRNA processing; IRE1-mediated unfolded protein response; protein phosphorylation
Cellular component (GO): IRE1-TRAF2-ASK1 complex
Molecular function (GO): protein serine/threonine kinase activity; RNA endonuclease activity; ATP binding
Source: RefSeq, a predicted model, not a curated record
UUAAAGAAUUGGAUUGAAAAAAAAUUGCCUUAGAAUCUUGGAUUGCACCUGCAUAGACAAAUCCCAAGGUUUUGGUAAUACCAAGCUUACAUUCAAUGGGAGAAGCUUGGAAUCUCUCAAUUGCCCCCAUCUUUUCUUUAAUCUUCUUGUAAAUUUUCUUUUCUAUUCAAAGAUUCCACUUCAAAUCUCAUCCCAUUUGUAUCGAUUUCCAAAUCUCUCAUUUUGGUCCACCCAUAUUUUAUUUAUACUGCCUCUUCAAUGAAGUGCCGUUUCUUUUGCCUACUUUUAUUGCUAAUUUUAAGAUUUUGGAGUUUUCUUGUCUCAUCAAAGAGUUUUGAGAAUUCAGAAUUCUCUGUUUUGAAUCCGUAUGGGGUUAAUUCUGAAGGAGUGACUCGAAUUGGCGGCAGAUCUCUCUUGUCUCUCCCACUGAAAGGUAAAAGUAGUACUGCUCUUAUUGCUGCUUUGGAUGGAACAAUUCAUUUGGUGGAUAGUAAUUCUAUGAAGAUAAUUUGGUCAUUUAGUUCUGGACCACCAAUCUAUUCGUCAUAUCAAGCUAAUAUCAAUCAUGAACACAAUCAAGAAAAUGCUUCAGGUGUGGGCAGUUCCUUCUUUUUUGAUUGUGGGGAUGACUGGGAGCUUUACAUACACACUGAGCACGGUAAAAUGAAACUACCUAGCACGAUUGACGAGGUUGUCAGAAAUACACCUUACAUAUUUGAGGAUGGUGCAGUGAUGACUGGUUCUAGGAAAACUACAGUUUUUGAGGUUGAUCUUGUGACUGGAGAGCUUAUUCGUAAUCACAUGUCUAAGUUUUUAUCAUCUGAACUAAGCAAUGAAGAGCCUGGUAGUUAUAAAUCUAAACAGAAUAUGGACAUUAAGGAUUUGAUGCAAUCUAGUAUGAUGAACCCUGUUGAGCCACGUCUGUACAUCACAAGAACGGAUUAUUCUCUGAAAUCAUCUUUUUCGAACUCUGAAGAAGCCUCUUGGAGUUUGAAUGUUGCUGAAAUUGGAGCUACCUUACUCUGUCCAGAUGUCGAGAAUCCAAUAGAAGGCAUACCUUGGACUCUUCAAAAUAAUAAUAGUUUUGGAAUUGAUUUUGCUAUGCCAUUGUCUUGCCAAUCAAAAGCACUUGUCUUUCGUGAUCGAAGCCAUUUUUUGUCAGGACCAUCUGGAUAUAAAAGACUACCAUCAGAGGCUCAUAAUAGCAAUAACAUAUCUUUAGUGUCUGCUUCAGGUUCAUUCCUUCCUUCCCAAUUAACGGUUGGUAAACAUAUAAACACUGGGUCGGAGAAGUUCAUGCUUACUGGGCCCGUUAACAAUACCUCUUAUAGGGUAGUUCCAUUGCCUUCAAUGAAAAUCAAUGAAUCAAAUAUUAUUCAGGAACAAAAAAUGGGGACUCUACCUGGAGCCUUUGGAUUGUUUUUUGUAUUUUUAUUGACCAUGCUAGUGGGAUUGAUGAAGUAUGGCCGGACAUUGGCUGUAAAGGUAAAACAAUCUUUCUUAAAAGAGCAAUCGUCCUUGGGUACUUCUAAUUCAAGAGUUAUCUCUUCAAAGAAAAACAAACCUCGAAAGUCGAAAAAAAGUGGAAGUUCUGGGAAAAGAGAGGUAUCCAUUUCAUCAGAAAUUGAAGAUAUGCUUCUGCAACGCGAGGACAAUCUUAAUAACGGGUUUCAUGAUAAUAAUCUUACCAAUAUUGCCGGUAGUGGACGUCGGGUUGGUAAAUUAUGGGUAACCAACAAAGAGAUAGCCACAGGUAGUAAUGGCACAAUUAUUCUUGAGGGAAUCUAUGAAGGGAGACCAGUUGCUGUGAAACGCCUUGUGAAGACUCACCAUGAUAUUGGCUCUAAGGAAGUUCAAAAUUUGAUUGUUUCUGAUCGUCACCCAAACAUUGUUCGAUGGUAUGGGAUGGACAGUGAUCAAGAUUUUGUAUAUCUUUCAUUGGAACGAUGUACUUGUAGCCUUUAUGAUUUGAUUAAAAUUUACUCUGAUCUCCCCAUGAACUCUAUGCUUGGCUUGGAUCAAGAUACUGGACGCAUGGAUGAGUAUAAUAUACAUUUGGAGUCGAUCAAAGUUGCUAUGCCAAAUUUGAAAUUGUGGAAUGAAAAUGGUCGUCCAUCUUCAGUUCUUCUAAAACUCAUGAGGGAUAUAGUAGCUGGGCUUGAGCAUUUGCAUGAGUUGGGGAUAAUUCAUCGAGACUUGAAGCCACAAAAUGUGUUGAUAGUUAAGCAACAAUCAAUAUGCUCAAAGCUCUCAGAUAUGGGAAUCAGCAAGCGUCUUCCAGCUAAUGUAUCAUCAUUGGGACAUCGUGCCACUGGUUGUGGGAGUUCUGGUUGGCAAGCCCCUGAACAACUUCUUCAUGGACGACAAACUCGUGCAAUUGAUUUGUUUAGUUUAGGCUGUGUUCUCUUUUUCUGCGUCACGGGUGGUAGACAUCCAUUUGGUGAUAGUCUUGAGCGUGAUGUCAAUAUUGUGAACAACAAGAUGAACUUGUUAUUGGUGGAUAACAUCCCCGAAGUUGUAGAUCUUAUUUCUCAAUUGUUAAAUCCUAACCCUGGUUUGAGACCGAAAGCAUCAGAAGUGUUACAACAUCCUUUAUUUUGGAGUCCAGAGAUGCGACUUUCUUUUCUUCGUGAUACUAGUGACAGAAUAGAAUUGGAAGACCGGGAGACUGAUCUCUUGAAAGCAUUAGAGAGUACUGCACAAAUAGCUUUAGGCUUGAAAUGGAAUGAAAAGCUGGAACCAAUUUUCAUCGCUAACAUUGGUCGGUAUAGGCGUUACAAGUAUGAUAGUGUUCGAGAUUUAUUGCGUGUUAUGCGCAAUAAAUUGAAUCAUUAUAGAGAACUGCCAAAAGAAAUUCAGGAGCUUGUUGGAUCGAUUCCGGUGGGAUUUGAUGACUACUUUACUAGAAGGUUUCCAAAACUCUUGAUUGAAGUUUACAAAGUUAUAAGUUGUUUUUGUAGGCAGGAAGAAUGCUUCCAGAAGUACUUUAAAAGCCAUGUAGAUUAAAUUAUCAAGUACCAACUGUAAAUAUAGCUGUAAUAGAUCUUCUGUACAGUUUACAAAUAACUAUAAUUUGUACACAGAUUACGAAAAUUCAGUACUUGACAAAGAACAAGAGUUCAAAUGUUUGUGAAA